AUGUAUGCAAAAUAUUACCGAAUAAGGUACGAAGAACUUCAGGAUCAUGUGCAAAACAUAUUGCCCGAGCUUGAUGAGGGGGAAGAGCAUUUCGACUUGGAGGAUGAUAGCAAUGCCGGCAAUGAUGACAGUUCCAACCCGAACGAUAUUGGCGCUGGUGGUCUGAUUGGUAUCAAUACAGAAGAGUCCUACGCUGAAAGUGAAUUAAUUAUUGAAGAGGACGACAUUCGCAAUGAUGAGCAAGAAGAGGGUGCAACAUUCGAAGCAGAUUUCGAGGAUGAUUUUGAUUCAGGCGAACCGCCCAUUCCCCAACGACAUGAUGCGUUGAUCGCUAAAGAUCAAACUGCAUGGCUUAAGAACUUUCCUAGCCAAGCUGUUCGAGUAAGUAGCCAUAAUGUAUUUCGGGGCACUGUUGUGGGUCCAACUCGGGCUACCCAGGGUCUAAUUGAGUGUGACGUCUUUGAGUUGAUAUUCACUCCAUCAAUGCUUCAACAAAUUCUAGUAGAUACGAAUGAAAAAGCACGGAAAGCCUAUGAGAUUUGGAACGAGAAAAACUGCACUGGAGAUAAAAGAAUCUGGGAGAAAUUAACCUUAAUUGAACUAAGAGCAUUUAUAGGUCUUGUGUUACUAGCAGGUGUAAAUAAAUCAAAUGACGAAGAUGUAGAUGUGCUAUGGGGCCAAGAAUGCAUUUGCUUUUAUCGAGCAGUAAUGCCUAAGUCACGCUUCAAAGAAAUUGUUCGAUUCAUUAGAUUUGACAGCGAGCGUACAAGAGCAGUUAGGCUAGAAGCCAAUAAGGCUGCUCCAAUAUCUGAGUUGUGGACACAAAUGAACGCAAAUCUGCGCAAAUAUUACCAACCAUCUGGAGAAAUUACUGCGGAUGAACAAUUAUUUGCUUAUCGCGGUCGAACUAGGUUUACUCAGUACAUACCCUCUAAGCCUGCCAAGUAUGGGAUAAAGGUUUGGUUUGCAUGCGAUGCUAAGUCGUUCUAUCCACUCAAAAGUGAAAUAUAUACUGGAAAAAACUCAAAUGCUGGUCGAGCAAAUAACGUAGGUGAAGGUGUUGUGCAAAGGUUAGUAUGCCAUUGGGAGAACACCGGAAGGACUAUUAUUUGUGACAAUUUUUUUACAUCGCUAAACUUAGGCAAGUAUUUAAUGUCCAAAGGUCUAGCUAUUCUUGGUACUGUUCGUCAAAAUAAAACGUUUGUACCAUAUGAAAUGAAGGCUGACCGCAAUCGUGCUGAAGAAUCUUUCAUUUUCGGGUUUCUCGAUGGAAAGUUUUCUUUGGUAUCUUAUGUUCAAAAAAGAGGCAUAUCAGUUAUAAUACUUGCCAGCACACCUUUGACAAAUUCAAUUGUAGCUGAAAAGAAAAACAAGCCGCAAUACAUCCUUGAUUACGAUGUAAACAAAGGAGGCGUCGACGCAAUGGAUAAAAUGCUUUCUGCAUAUUCAACGAAACGCAAAACAUUGCGUCGGCCCUUGGCCAUGUUUUAUAACAUGCUGGACAUAAGUUCACUUGCAUCAUUCAUCAUUUACUCGGAAAACAAUCCAUAUAACCGUCGCACAGACGUGCGACGAAAGUUCUUGCGGAGCUUGUCUAAGCAGCUUUUUAUGCCAGCAAUUGAACAGCGCUCUCAAGUUCCCCGGGUGCUGGGAUUCCAUCAAACACGUAAAGCUAUCGAAAUUGCACUGGAUCGAUCCCUUUCAGCUACAUCUAAUGUUGAUUCAUCUAUUUACCUGAUAUUUCCAACGAUAAACAACCAAAAUAUCCUGUACCUUGUCAAUACUGUGAAAUAG
This is a messenger RNA of Anastrepha ludens (Mexican fruit fly), 1794 nucleotides long. Its product is annotated as piggyBac transposable element-derived protein 1-like. NCBI's taxonomy places the organism in Eukaryota, Metazoa, Arthropoda, Insecta, Diptera, Tephritidae. The transcript has 2 exons. The coding region runs from base 1 to 1794 and encodes 597 amino acids. The record is from RefSeq and is a predicted model, not a curated record.